CCAUUUCCGACGUUUUCCUUUCUCUCCACGCCUUUCAAACCCGGAAUGACCCACUCGCCCCAUUUCCGUCUUUGUCCUUCUUCUCACAUCAGUUUCUGUACAACAACACCAGCCACCAUCGGGGCUUAUAUUAUGAGUGCGAUCAUUCGGUUCUUUCGGUUUUCAAUUCAGUUCCAUCAGUUUUCUUUAUCAGUCAUGAACACAGAGUUCAUUCGACCACCAUUAUCCAACAUCCAUUAUCCAACAUCCAUUAUCCAACAUCCAUUAUCCAACAUCCAAUACCCAACAUCCAGCGUCCAAAAGUCUACAGUCUACAGUCCAAGGAGUUAUCUGAUUUUUGUUUUGCGUUCUCUUUUUUUUCCCUACCUGAUAUUUGCGUUUCCGGACUGGACUGGACUAUAAAUGGACUGGACUGCGAGACGAGACUGAC
This is a messenger RNA of Aaosphaeria arxii CBS 175.79, 430 nucleotides long. RefSeq lists its product as uncharacterized. The coding region runs from base 46 to 402 and encodes 118 amino acids. The record is from RefSeq and is a predicted model, not a curated record. NCBI's taxonomy places the organism in Eukaryota, Fungi, Ascomycota, Dothideomycetes, Pleosporales. The transcript has a single exon.